AUGUCUAUCCCAUUCUACGACACCUCUAUUGCCCCUGUCAAGCAGGCUCUUACCUCUCUUGCCAACAUCGUCCGCAAAGGAGAGGAGCACGCCAAUGGUGCCAACCUCCUCACUGCCUCCCUUCACGAUGACAUGAAGCCAUUGAGCUUCCAGAUCUGUCUUGUCGUCAACCUUGCCGAGAAGCUGGUCGCCAGAGCCACCGACACCGCGGUCCCAGAGUCCGUUAUGGAGCUUGCCUCAUUCGCUGAUGCUCACGCACUCAUUGAGCGGGGUCUCAAGGCUGUCGACGGUACCGAUAAGGCCGCUAUCGAUAACAACGCCGAGAAGGUUGUCGAAGUUGGUAUGGGCCCUGGUGUCAACUUCCCCAUGCGUGUGGACAACUAUGCCCACGCUUUCACCAUCCCUAACAUCUACUUCCAUGUUGUUACUGCCUAUGCUAUCCUGCGAAAGGAGGGCGUGCCCCUUGGCAAGAUUGAUUACCUCGGUGCCUGGAUGGGACCUUACCUUCCUCAGAAGGAGUAA
Penicillium malachiteum is the source of this 522-nucleotide messenger RNA. RefSeq names its product DUF1993 domain-containing protein. Lineage: Eukaryota; Fungi; Ascomycota; Eurotiomycetes; Eurotiales; Aspergillaceae. The transcript has a single exon. The coding region runs from base 1 to 522 and encodes 173 amino acids. The record is from RefSeq and is a predicted model, not a curated record.